Molecule: messenger RNA, 801 nt
Organism: Ipomoea triloba (trilobed morning glory)
Lineage: Eukaryota; Viridiplantae; Streptophyta; Magnoliopsida; Solanales; Convolvulaceae
Product: olee1-like protein
Exons: 2
Coding region: 43-579 (178 amino acids)
Source: RefSeq, a predicted model, not a curated record
GAUAAAAACAUCCAUCAAAAAAUAAUCAACCUUCACUAAAAAAUGGCAAACAGAAUUCAUUCUGCACUUCUCAUUGCCGCCAUUGUUGCCUUAGUUUCUGUGCUUGGCGUCACCGGAGCCGCCGACAAAUCCGCCGCCGACAAAGCCGAGAAAUUCACCGUCACUGGCACGGUAUACUGUGACGUGUGUCGUGCCAAAUUCGUCACCAGAGUCUCUGAAAGGAUGCCAGCUGCGAAGGUGAGAUUGGAGUGCCACAACAUCACGGACGGGAAAUUCACGUAUGGAGUGGACGGCGAAACCGACGCAAACGGCGUGUACCACAUCGAGGCGGACGGCGACCACGAGGAUGAAUAUUGCGGCAUCAAGCCGGUGAAGAGCAGCAAAGAGGACUGCAGUGAGAUCAUAAAGGACGGGUGGGCAAAAGAGUUCACAAGAGUGGCCCUCACAACCAAGAACGGCAUGGUUCACAGGACCAGAAAUGUUAACCCCAUCUUGUACUUGAAGGCCAAGCCUAUUGCUGUCUGUGCUGAGGUGUUCAAGGAAUUGCAUUACGUCCCAGGAGAAGAUGUUCACCCUUGAACAACACCGCACACAAUGUCCCGCGUAUUCUAUGAUCCCAGUUUUAUCAGACUACAAAAAAAUAAAAAAUGUAAUAACCCAAGAAGCUAGCUUGAUUUACAAUCAAUUUAAUUGUUCUAUAGAUUAGGAGAAAAAUGUUAUACUCAUAAUACAAAGUAUUCUUUGGUUCUCUUUUGUGUUAUAACACAAAAAAUAGAAAUAAAAGAAUUUUGUUAUAAAUUU